AUGUCAUUUAUAACCGUUAAAUUUGGUGAUAAUGAAGAAGAGUUGUUUAAUCCGAAUUGUGUUACCGUCAAUUUACUGGAUAACCUGAGAAGAAGAUGCGGUUGUCAAAAAGGAAUAACGGUGGACUUGUCCGAUGAAGAUGGUGAAAUAAAAAAUCUAAACGAAUUCCCAACUCAGUACGCUCACAGAUUCCUGAAAGGAAGGGAAGUGUUUGUUCUCAUCAAAGUUGAAAAAGGCCAAGGUGAUCAGCCUACGACGUACACAGCACUGUUGAAUGAUCUGGAAAGAUCAAACCCUAAACUUCUUGCUCGCUUAGAGACGUUAUCGAAGUCCUGUACUGAUUCCAAACCUAAAUCUGGACAAAGGAAGGAGUCGCUCUGGAACAAUGUUGCAAAAAUACGAAAGCUUCGCGGUGGUAUGCCAAGUGCAGGACGCAACCGAUCAGAAUCCAAUACUAACUCUAGAGGGGAAAAUAAAACUCUUGGCCCCACUCCUUCCCCACCUGGGAAAUUGCGUCAAAGGAAAGUUUCCAAAACUUGA
Messenger RNA from Pocillopora verrucosa, 540 nucleotides. RefSeq lists its product as uncharacterized. The record is from RefSeq and is a predicted model, not a curated record. Lineage: Eukaryota; Metazoa; Cnidaria; Anthozoa; Scleractinia; Pocilloporidae.